AUGGAUACACCUAAAAGGUUUAACGACCCUGGCAGCGAUUUUCUGGCGACUACCCCGUUUCGUGAAAGAGCUCUUCAAGAGCAGAGGCUAAAAGAAGAGUUAUUAUCAAGUGCUACUCCAGGUUGGAGAAGAAAAAGCCCAGAAAGACACGUUGAUGCCAUCUCGAAGGAUCCCAGUGAAGUUAAAGAGUAUCUGAGAGAUCUAAGUUCAGUGCUGGUAUCUCAAGGGCGUAACUUGACUAGUUUCUUAGCAGAACAGGUUUCUACACAGGAUGAUCAAGCGGAUACUGAGAUUAAAUCAUCACCAAAAGAGCCAACACCGCAGAAACCUCACUAUUCUAUCGCAGAAUCAGUUCUUUCACAGUUAGAAUCAGGUAUUCGAAAGCCUAAAAUCCGUAAGAUCGACGGUUUAGUGAUAAAGGACAAGGCAAGGACACCUUUUCAGGAGGAUCAUCUACCUGAGCGGCAAAUGAGCUUACAAGAAUCCGUACGGAGCCCCUCUGUCGUGGAAGAAAGUAUACCUAUACCAGAAGAUGAUUACGAGGAUGAACCAUUGGUAGAGAAUGGGCUGGAUCCUUCUCCGCUGGCGUCAGCGCCAAUUGAAAGUCCACAGGGUUUUGAAAGCGAUCAGAGCAGCGUGGAUUCAGAACCGGAAACAGUAGAUCCUUUGAAUAUAACUCGUCUAAAGCAUUCUUUAGGUCAGUUUAUGAAUGAAAAUGAUAUUAAGCUGGGUCAAGGUUCUUGGAGGUCUUUACAAGACGCAUCUGUAACGUUGGUAGAAAGGUUAGCCAAGCAUUUCACUGAGGAAGAUCGAAAAAUUGUACUAGAUAGACAGAGCAUUUUGAAAAUGCUUGAACAAUUUGAGAUUGUACCGUUGAGGGCCACUAAUGAUGACAUUUUCGAAAUGUGCUGCAAGUAUUUGCCUUUAGAAGAUUUGAAUGAAUUAGAAAUGGGGUUAUUUCUCUAA
Zygosaccharomyces rouxii is the source of this 966-nucleotide messenger RNA. It is a transcript of the gene CNN1, whose product is annotated as centromere-binding protein CNN1. Bases 1 to 966 code for a protein of 321 amino acids. The record is from RefSeq and is a predicted model, not a curated record. Lineage: Eukaryota; Fungi; Ascomycota; Saccharomycetes; Saccharomycetales; Saccharomycetaceae. The transcript has a single exon.